Penaeus monodon (black tiger shrimp) is the source of this 2938-nucleotide messenger RNA. RefSeq names its product STE20-like serine/threonine-protein kinase. NCBI's taxonomy places the organism in Eukaryota, Metazoa, Arthropoda, Malacostraca, Decapoda, Penaeidae. Gene Ontology annotation, biological process: protein phosphorylation. The record is from RefSeq and is a predicted model, not a curated record. Gene Ontology annotation, molecular function: ATP binding; protein kinase activity.
AUGAUGAGGAUAGUCCAGUUUCGAGAACGAAAGGCGCAGGAAGCCUAUCUCUCCAUCCAGGUACUGGGGGUCUCAGAUGCGGAGGAAAAAGAAGAAGUCGAACCAGGAGAGAUUUCGAACCUUUUUGAUACUCCGCCUUCAGAUGGUCACUUUUAUCAUCAGCUAUCUGGUAUCAGAUUAUCAAAUGGUCUUGGACAUGGACAGCAAGCAAAAACAGAGGACAGUAUUGCUACAAGUGGUGUAAAACAUCAUGAAUGCCUCUUUCCCCAUGAUAAAGAUAAAUUGAAACCCUUAUUUCUUAAGGAGCAAAGCCAGUCUAGAUGCAAAGGCAUAGAAAAGAGGGCUGCAUGUGUACCUAAAUAUCGUCUAAUUUCUAAAUCCUCUUUAAAAAUACAUAAUAAUCCUCAAAGACAAACAAAUAUAAUUGCAAAGGUAGAAGGGUGUUCAAGCGUUCAGAAGUUUCCUGCUGCCUGUGACUGUAAUGGGAUAGCAUUGGAAAGACACCAAAGGCAAGGACUGCAUUCUGUUUGUAAAUUGUCGUUAAACCGAAUUGAUGAGGUCAGAAGAUAUGGAAAAUGUUAUUCCCAUCAAUGUUAUACCUCUCUUGGCAGUAAGAAGCAAAGUUGCCUUGGAGCAAAAGAACUGCCAUUGCAACAUAUUUUAAAAUCUCAGAAGUAUUUACCUCCAGACAAGUCUCUUCUUGCACUUCCGUUACUUAGGCUUCCUCAGCAUGUCAAGCAACCAAAAUAUUCUCAGUACCAAAACUUUAACUAUAAGCUGUAUCCAAAAUAUAGAAACUACAUGCCAAAGAAAUGUGAAUUUAUAGCUGAUAAAAAGAAUGUUAGUCAGAUAAGGGAAAAUAAGUUAAGCAUUGGAUCUCCUGUAAACAAACAGAAACUAAACCAAGGAGAGUUUCUGGUAAGAGGGAAGGAGCAAAACACUCUUGAAUCUGAUAAAACCAACGGCACUCCAACAACUCUUAAUGCAAAUCUGAGAGAAAAAGAAGUGAUAAAGAAAAUGGAUGGCAUUGAGGUACUUCGUGAGAUUGGUCGAGGGACGUAUGGGACUGUCUGGUUGGUCAGGAAGCGAAGUGACCAGAAGUACUUAGUUCUGAAAUCUGUAGAUUUAUCCCAUUCCAACAAGCAAGAGGCAGAAGCAGCACGGCAAGAGGUUCGUCUCCUUGCAAGCUUAAAACAUCCGAACAUUGUGUCGUAUAAGGGUUCAUUUGAGCUCAAUUACCAGUUGCACCUAUUAAUGGGAUACUGUGAAGGAGGAGAUCUUUUUACUUGCAUAAAACAACAACAUAGCAAGCUUUUUUCUGAGCAACGUAUUAUCCGUUGGUUCAUACAGAUAACAAUGGCAUUGCAGUACCUCCAUGGUCACAACAUUUUACAUAGGGACCUGAAGACUCAAAACAUAUUCCUUACACGUUCAGGUCUUAUAAAACUUGGUGAUUUUGGUAUUGCUCGAAUCUUGGGGUCUUCCAUUGAUAUGGCAACUACGAUGAUUGGCACUCCAUAUUACAUGAGUCCUGAACUGUUUGCUGGUCUUCCAUACAACUAUAAAUCAGAUAUAUGGGCUUUGGGGUGUUGUCUGUAUGAGCUUGUGACAUUAAAACAUGCAUUCCAUGCAAGAGACAUGUCAGGUCUUAUCUAUAAGAUAUCACAUGGCAAGAUUGGAGGCAUAUCCAAAGUAUAUAGUGAAGAUCUGCAGAGCCUGAUUUCUGACAUGCUUAAUCGCACAUCAAACCUAAGACCUAGCACAUCCCAAAUCCUUCACAGACCAUUUGUCAAGGGCCAUAUUUCAGCCUUUCUAAAGGACACUAAGCAGCCUGCACAGUCUGGUGAGGUUCAAAAGGUGACAGAGGAGGAUUGUAAUCUACAGAUAAAUCCUAAAAAAGAGAAUGUAGAUAAAAUGAAGGAAGAAGUGGUCAGACCCAACCCUGGUGCCAGAAGAUGUUGUGAAAUAUUUCCUGAAUUUGAGUCUCUGCAGAUCUCUGGGGAUAAGAUGAAGUUGGAAAGCAGAUCAAAAGUUGAAUCUAAGCCAAGUGGGGUCAAGGAGUGUCAGUGCAAAAGACAAGGAAAUAAGGAAAUGCCAUCUGCAGGCCAAGGUUCAAAGUCACGCAGACGUCGUCAUCACAAUAAGAACUCAGUUAUUCCAAAUUCAAGUACAAAUCAGGAUACAUUGGUUGUUUCUGAAGAUUGUUGUUUUCUACGUGAUAUAUCUUCCUCUAUUGUCACAGCUGAAUGCAGUCCAUCAGCUUCCUCUGCCUUCUCUGCCAGGGAGAGGAGAAGACAAAAAAGACUUCAAGAAAUAGACUUAGAGAUUGAUUGUGAAGAAAUGAAGACCAACAGUAGUAGAAGCACAGAGAGUAUCAUUGAUUGUCAGUAUGUAACAGAAAAAGAAGUAAAAGCAAAAGCUAGUAUAGAUUGUUGUAUAAAGCGUGAUGCAGUUUCUGAAGUGUGUUUAGGUAACCCAUUCCAGGAAGUUAAUGACUUUGUAAACAUCCUGGACACAACACUAAGUGAUGAUGGUGUAGAAAGUGUUAGUGAAACCUGUGCACAAGAUACACAAAUUUUAACACCAAAGGAUGGACUGGAAUCAAGAAUCUGCAUGCUAGAAGAUGCACUUAUAACUAAAGUGGGAAAGGACCAAGCAGCAGCAGUGAUAAGUUUGGCCAAGGCAAACUCUUGGGAGGGCUGGGAAGACCAGAGAGCAUUAGCAGAGAAGAUACUAGGAGACCACCUGUUUUCUUCAGUUGCAACUAUAGUCUGGCAUCUAAAAUUGUGUUAUUGUUUUCAUCAUGAUGAACUUGAUCAUCCUGUAUGAAAUAUGGCCACUUACAUGUUGAUGAUAGUGAAACAUUACUGAUUUUUCAAACAUAUAUACUCUUAGUUUCAUUGGUAUAAAAAAAAAAAAAAAAAAAAAAAAAAAAAAA